Pogonomyrmex barbatus (red harvester ant) is the source of this 2787-nucleotide messenger RNA. RefSeq names its product NAD kinase. Gene Ontology annotation, biological process: NAD+ metabolic process; NADP+ biosynthetic process. Lineage: Eukaryota; Metazoa; Arthropoda; Insecta; Hymenoptera; Formicidae. Gene Ontology annotation, molecular function: NAD+ kinase activity. The record is from RefSeq and is a predicted model, not a curated record.
AAAAAAAGGGGGGGACAAGUACGCGAUCGCGUCGAGGAGGUACGGCGAUACCAGUAGACGACAAAAAUAUCGCACUCGAGUGUGCAGACGUGUUUCGUCUCGUGAAUUCAGUGCCAGAAUUAUCUUGGAAUCGUUUGCAACACUCGUUGGAAGGUUACUACCUGCAGCAUCGACGCGUAUCGUGGAGCGAGUCAUUACCGACCGCCAACGAUAGGAAAUCGUAAUUACGGCCCACUACUUUCAGCUCAGAGACGUCAUUCAGCACGCGACCAUCUCGUCACUCGGUCGCUGUCAUGCGUGUUUUCGAUCAGAAUUAUCAUUAUCAGGAUUUGAUACGAGAAACAAAGCGCAAAGAAUAAAUAUUAACAGAUUCGUUCUACACUUUGGAACACGUUCCGAUUGGUAGCGCGACACUGGUGUUGUACUAGUUUUAACGUACUUCGGCUUUAACUUAGUGUUACCAGUUUUAACAGUGCAGUGCAACUUAAAAAUACCAGUUGUAGAAGCGAAGGCAGCACUUUAUUUAUCUAUGUUUUAUCUAUGUAUUAUCUAUGUUUCGUCUACGUCAGGAGGUUGAAUUGAAAAAAGAGAUCGUAAUCCAGUAGCAAGUCGCAAAGCAGCCUCGGUGCGGAACUUCGAACGAAGUUCAAGGUUCGGGAUAUGUCAUUUAUGAAUGCCGUGCGACUUAUUCGGAAAAGACUUUUUAUGUUGUAAAUGCGUUCCUUCUUUGAGGUGAGCUCGACGUUGAUUCAAGAAAAUCUGCCGUUCCACCGCAAAAGAAGAAUAUUUUUAUACCAGCUGAUUUUAAAUAACUAAAAAAUUGAAAAGAGUGAUCUUAGAGAUAUAAUGAAGAUGGUUAGUGAUAAACUAUCAUCCACGUUAUGAAACAUACAAUAUGAAAUCCAAUUAUGAAAUAUACUCUUCAUUGAAGUCUCAUCUCGAUUGAUACUUUCGAGAAAAGGAAUGCUUGUCCUUGAGAAUGAUUUCGAAGGCCUCUCGACGAUCGAAAGACAUUCUCAACGCCAUUAUCUCAAAAUGAGAUCCAGCUUUAGAAUUUAGGAAUUCAGAAGAAGAAAGGAAUAUUAAAGAAGAAAAAUUCAGUCAAUAUACAAUAGCGCUUGUGAAAGUUGCCUACCUGAUAUGGCCGAUCAAACAUCAUCUUUACAUGAUAAUGACGUCAGUAUACAAUAUGAUUUCGUUUGUGACGUCGCCGAGUCACAGGACGAUGGAUCAAACGGCUCAUCGAUGGACAAUAAUUUACAAAACCGUGUCCUCAGGAGAACAAGAAGUCUAAAUGCACCCAGUCCUGUUCAAACUUUUGGGAGAUGUGGGCGUAUCAUGAAAAAUUCUGCGAUGGUUAUGACCAUUCAGGAUCCAGCCUCACAGAGGUUGACAUGGUACAAGCCACCUCUUUCCGUUUUGGUCAUCAAGAAGGUCCGCGAUUCGUCAGUCCUGCCACCAUUUGUUCAGUUGGUUACAUGGUUGAUAGAGGAGAAACGAAUGGUUGUGUUUGUGGAAGCCUCUGUUUUAGAGGACCCGGCUCUUGCCAGGGAUCCUAGGUUUCAAGUUGUACGAGACAGAUUACAAACCUUUAGGGAUGGUACAGAUGACUUGCAGGAUAAAAUUGAUUUUAUUGUCUGCUUGGGAGGUGAUGGCACACUUCUCUAUGCCAGUUUGCUAUUUCAACAGUCAGUGCCACCCGUAAUGGCAUUCCAUCUUGGUUCCUUAGGAUUUCUCACACCCUUCGAAUUUGACAAUUUUCAAGAACAAGUGACGAAUGUUCUUGAAGGUCAUGCAGCUUUAACUUUAAGGAGCCGUCUAAGGUGUAUCAUCAUACGCAAGAAUGAGGAUAGUCAACCGACAGAACCACCGACAAAUCUUCUAGUACUGAAUGAAGUUGUAGUAGAUCGAGGGCCUUCACCUUAUCUUUCAAAUAUCGACUUGUUCAUUGAUGGCAAGCACGUGACGAGUGUCCAGGGUGAUGGUUUGAUUGUGAGCACGCCGACCGGAUCAACCGCUUAUGCAGUCGCUGCUGGAGCCAGCAUGAUUCAUCCUUCAGUUCCUGCCAUUAUGAUCACACCGAUUUGCCCUCAUUCUCUAUCCUUCAGGCCGAUUGUCGUACCUGCCGGGGUCGAACUGAAGAUCUCGGUUUCACCGGACAGCAGGAAUACCUCGUGGGUGUCCUUUGACGGUAGAAAUAGGCAGGAGCUCUUCCACGGUGACAGUUUGAAGGUAACUACUUCUAUAUACCCGGUACCUAGCAUUUGUGCAGCCGAUCAGAUCACGGAUUGGUUCGAUUCCCUAGCCGAAUGCCUUCACUGGAACGUCAGAAAGCGACAGAAGCACUUGGACGAGUUGAGCGACCUCGCGCAUUCAUCCAGUAAUGAUACUUUAGAUUCCCUCGAUCGGGAUAGUUAGGUUAAAGGGAACAUUCGUUUAUAGACUACGUAAUACAACUGACAAUAUUUGACCAAAUGAAUAAUCGUAUUUGGCUAAAAAAAUCGAAUAUUUAAAAUAGAUUACUCGACAAGUUUCUAAAUAAUCUCGCCCUCAUCGAUUAAAACUUUUUUAGCGAAGUUUUGUUACAUGUACAGAAAAAAAUCGAUAAAGAAAGUGAUUAGCUGCCAGCUAAAGCUAUGCUCUGCACGAUUCUCUUGAAAGAAACAGAAAAUAUCUACGUAUUUACGAGAGAAGAAAGAUGGAUAUUGUGUAAUUGAGAUUACAAAAAUGAGCAUGGAUUAUGAUUCUGUAAAAAUCUAAUAAAAUGCAUUUGUCUACGAAGAGAAA